AUGUUGUCGAAUUCGAUUCGAAAAAUCGCGAGAAUCCCAUCAAUUCGUUAUCUAAGUAUCGAUUUUUCUCACGAAAAACCAGCUCCUCAUCAACUCGAACAUGUUCAAACUCGACUUAUCGAAACUGUUCCCCUAAUGUUUCGUCAUCGAAUGGAUUAUACAUUUUAUCGAAAAGAUGUGAUUUGUGAUGAUCAUAUAUUUAUGGUACAAAAAAGAGGAAUUGAACAAUUGAUGAGUCAUUUUGGAAUGAUUGGUACACUUGGACAAGUAUUCUUACCGCAUGUUGAAAUGGAAGUGAUAUCAGCUAUUCCAAUGAUUGAAGAAGGAACUGUUAGAUGUCGUUGGCGUGUGAAAUAUGUUUCGGCUUUUAGAUUGAUCACAAAUCCUAGAUUAUUUCGAUUUGAUUAUCGAUUGAAGAAUUUGAGCUGGUUUGAUGGUUAUUCAGUUUUGACUGUUGAUGGAAAUGGGCAUGUUUAUAAAAUUACUGUGCAGAAGGUUAGAUUUUGAAAUUUGUUGUGAGAAAUUCAUUUAUUUCUAACAAGAUUUCGAAAUAACAUUUGGACAAUUUUUUAAUUUCAAAAGAGUGUUAAAAAAACUAGAAAGUUUAUAGUCUACAAAAUCUAUUUUCGUUCUAAAAAUUACUAGAAAAUUUCAAAAUAUAUCAAUUUAUCUCAGAUAUUUAUUCCUCAUUUCCUCACAAUUUUCACAUGCAAUUAUUUUAAAAUUAUGAAAUGAACAUAAUUUUGGGAAACAUUUGAUUUUCACGUCACAUUUUUAAUUAUUUAGAUUUUCAAUUUUUUUCAUUUCGAAAUAUUUCUUGAAAUUAUAUCACACAUCAAACGCAAUUUCCUUUCAAGUGUCACAAAAAAGUUUAAAUUGUUCCCCAAAACUUCAAUUCCAUUUUGAUUUUGAAUAAUUGCUAGGUGUUAAUUGCUAUUGAAAUAUAUCAUUAGUUUUCACUCACAAUCAGUAUUUUGAAACCAAAAAGUAUAUAGUUUGAUCUGAAAGUUUGAUUAUAACAAUUUUCACAGGCAAUUAAAAAAUGAAAUGAGAAAUCAUUGAUUUUUCACGGCGCAUUUUUAAUUCGAUUUUCUAAUGUUCCCAUUUCGAAAUAUUUUUUCUCAAAAUAAUUUUCCUCUUCCUAUUUUUAUUUGAUAACUUUCUAAAUUCAUUUUUCCAGAUGAUUCAAGACGAUCAAAAAAGCUUGCUCCAAUCACCAACAGACAAAUUGAAACAAAAAUUGGCGACUCUUUAG
Molecule: messenger RNA, 1255 nt
Organism: Caenorhabditis angaria
Lineage: Eukaryota; Metazoa; Nematoda; Chromadorea; Rhabditida; Rhabditidae
Source: the annotation of a GenBank genome assembly